Messenger RNA from Ilex paraguariensis (yerba mate), 882 nucleotides. The record is from the annotation of a GenBank genome assembly. Lineage: Eukaryota; Viridiplantae; Streptophyta; Magnoliopsida; Aquifoliales; Aquifoliaceae.
AUGGAGGGGCUGAGGAGGGGCAUUGGGUGGCCGACGGUGGCGGUGGUGUUAACAUGCGCUGCGCUGGUGAUGAUACCGGAGGUAUCGUCGACUCGGUUCAUCGUGGGAGGGAACAUGGGCUGGACUACCAAUUUUAACUACACUGUUUGGGCCCAAGGCAAACAUUUCUACAACGGCGACUGGCUCUUUUUUGUGUAUGACAGGAACCAGAUGAACGUGCUCGAAGUGAAUUCAACAGAUUAUGAUGCAUGCAAUUCUGAUCAUCCAGUUCAUAAUUGGACUACUGGAGCUGGAAGAGAUGUGGUUCCUCUCAAUGUGACGCGGGAUUACUAUUUCAUUAGUGGCAAAGGAUUCUGCUAUGGAGGCAUGAAGGUAGCAGUCCAUGUCGAAAACCCACCACCCCCACCAGUAGCUGCUCCAGUAAAAAGUGGCUCUACAAGAUUUACUUUCAGAGCCCAGAUUGUGGUACCAGCUGCUUUUGCCAUUGCUGCAUUGUGGGACUCCUUCCUCCAGUUAGCAGUUUAGCACUUCUGUCUCAUCUUUGUCCGUUGCUUACCUCAGUUUGUGCAAGAAAGUCGAGUUGUGGUUUUUCUUUUUUUUUUUUUUUUUUUUUUUAAUUUAAAUCAUUUUUUAUGUGUUCUUUCAUCAUAGUGUGCCCUGAAAAUUAAUUAUAUUCCAAAUUAUUGUUGUGCAAGGGGCUUGAAACGUGUUCAUUGUGUUGACUCAGGCAUCAAAACAAUUGUUAAAAAAACGUUUUGUUAAAGAUAGCAAGUGCGUGAAUUGCGGAGAUGGUCUAGUAUGUUGCUUGUCUCGACUUUAUGCCAAGGCCAGUAAUGGCUCUGCGCUGGCCACUAGACAGGGUUGUUACUAGUAGGCCAAGCA